Kluyveromyces marxianus DMKU3-1042 is the source of this 1053-nucleotide messenger RNA. It is a transcript of the gene PMP47A, whose product is annotated as peroxisomal membrane protein PMP47B. The record is from RefSeq and is a predicted model, not a curated record. The transcript is spliced from 2 exons. NCBI's taxonomy places the organism in Eukaryota, Fungi, Ascomycota, Saccharomycetes, Saccharomycetales, Saccharomycetaceae. Gene Ontology annotation, cellular component: peroxisomal membrane. Gene Ontology annotation, molecular function: ATP transmembrane transporter activity; FAD transmembrane transporter activity; FMN transmembrane transporter activity. The coding region runs from base 1 to 1053 and encodes 350 amino acids.
AUGGCUCUCUUAACUACUAUCGGUAUGGGUUCACUCUACGUUGCCAAGGGCAAAAACGAUGAAAGAAAGACUGAACAUGCCAAAAGAACUCCAAAAACUUGGGAAGAAAUUGCCGAAGAACACGAAAAUCUGGUAAACAUGUCAGAUAUUAAUCCGAACGAUGUGGACCAGUUGGUACAUGCUAUUGCUGGUUCGUUAGGAGGAGCGGCCUCAAUUGCGGUAACAUAUCCGCUAGUAACGAUAACUACCAACCUUCAGACCAAAGAGAAUGAGGGUACGCCCAAAUUGGAAGCUAUUAAGGCGAUCUACAAGAAGAAUGGUGUGGCAGGUUAUUUCCUAGGAUUAGAAAGUGCUGUUUACGGUAUGGCUACCACAAAUUUUGUGUAUUACUACUUUUACGAAUGGUGUGCGAAAACUGCUAGAACACUUGCAUCGAAACAGUAUCUCAGUACAUGGGAAUCUAUCCUGGCCAGUACCAUUGCCGGUUCAAUGACUGCUGUCGCCAGUAACCCAUUGUGGGUAGCUAAUACCAGAAUGACUGUUAACAAGAGUAAAAGCUCUACUUUGGGCACCAUGGUGGAGAUUGUAAAAUCAGAUGGACCUAUGACACUUUUCAAUGGAUUGAAGCCAGCUUUGGUACUUGUUUCCAACCCUAUCAUUCAAUAUACUGUAUACGAACAGUUGAAGAACCUGGUGCUACAUAUUCAAAAGAAGAAAGUGCUAAGUCCAAGCUGGGCUUUUCUACUAGGUGCCAUUGGUAAGUUAGCUGCGACCGGUACCACUUAUCCAUAUAUUACCCUCAAGACCAGAAUGCACUUGAUGCAAAACUCGAAGAAAGAACAGAAAUCUAUGUGGGCCUUGAUUUUGGAAAUAGUUAAGAAAGAUGGAAUUUCAGGACUAUACAACGGUGUUUCUGUGAAAUUAGUACAAAGUAUCAUGACUGCAGCAUUCCUAUUCUUUUUCAAGGAAGGUUUCAUCCAAUGGUCUUUGAAGCUUAUCAAAAUACUACGUUUGGUGAGUAAAAGAAAAAAUAUCAAAUCUUUGUCUAUCUAA